Apis florea (little honeybee) is the source of this 1475-nucleotide messenger RNA. It is a transcript of the gene CtsL4, whose product is annotated as Cathepsin L4. The record is from RefSeq and is a predicted model, not a curated record. Lineage: Eukaryota; Metazoa; Arthropoda; Insecta; Hymenoptera; Apidae. Gene Ontology annotation, biological process: proteolysis. Gene Ontology annotation, molecular function: cysteine-type peptidase activity.
UAUAUGCACAGGUAUUAUUUAUACGGAUAAUAAGUAGCUAUUGUAAGUGGAUUAUGAUAGCUAUUCUUCGUUCGUUCGUUCGUAAUUUAAGGUUUCUUUGAUUCGCGCGUAUGCCGAUUGGAUAAUGACAGGUUGGAAAGGAAAUAUAAAAAGCGACGUUUGAAGCGGGAACACGUUUAUUCUCGGAUUACGCGUGUUGGCGCGUGUCGAACAGGUUAGACAGAAAUGAUGGAAGGUAUACGAGGAGGACGAGCGACGAAACGAGCGAUGAAAAGGGGAACGUUAAUAUUCGGGUCAGUCAGCGGGACGAGUUGCGUUACUCUACAGAGUCGGUGGCAAGGCUAUUGUGUAGGGUGUACGAGUGAUAUAAUCGUUCGGAAUACUCGAACGCGGGUAUAGUAUAGAAUCGCAUGGAAUAGCGAAGGAUAGCGGUCGGUCGUAAAAUGGUACACGAGCAGUCGCAUGGAGCAUCGAUGGGAUUCGAGUGUUCGGAAAGCAAAAUCGUUUUCCUCAAGAAAUAUCGAAAAAAUUGGACGAGUAUUGGAACUCAUACAAGGCCCGUUACAAUAAAAGUUACUCCGGAGAUCUCGAAUCUAGUCGAAGAAUGACUUGGGAAGAAAAUUUAAUAACGAUCUAUAAACAUAAUAUGAUGGCAGCUGCAGGCCACCACAGUUAUACAUUGAAAGACAAUCAUAUUGCCGAUCUUGGAACUAGACAAUACAUUCGAGAUAUGGUGAAAUUGAUUCCAAGUCGGAAGCGACGUAUAUCGAAAGAAACAUUGGUUGGUGUAAGUUUAUCCGAUCACCAACGAGAUAUUCCACGAGAGCUCGAUUGGCGCGAGAGUGGAUUUAAGACACGAGCAGAAAAUCAAAGGGAUUGCGGAAGUUGUUACGCGUAUUCCAUAGCUGGCAGCAUCGAAGGACAAAUCUUUAAAAAAACAGGCAUGUUGCUUCCAUUGAGCGAACAACAAUUAGUCGAUUGCAGUACAUCCACGGGUAAUUUAGGAUGUUCCGGAGGAUCUUUGAGAAACACGUUGAGAUAUCUUGAAAAAGCAAAAGGUUUAAUGGCUAAGAAAUAUUAUCCGUACAAGGCGAAACAAGGUCCGUGUCGUUUUAACGAAGAUUUGAGCGUAGUUAACAUAACCUCUUGGGCAGUGUUACCGGCACGUGACGAGAAAGUUUUGGAAGCUGCAGUAGCGACCAUAGGUCCAAUAGCUGCCUCGAUAAAUGCCAGCCCAAAAACGUUUCAACUUUAUCACAAAGGAAUCUACGACGACGAGGUUUGUAGUUCGGACAUGGUGAAUCACGCUAUGUUGAUCGUUGGAUACACGCCAACCGAAUGGAUCUUGAAGAAUUGGUGGGGCGAUGGUUGGGGAGAAAAUGGAUACAUGCGUUUGGCAAAGAACAAAAAUCGAUGUGGCGUUGCGAAUUAUGCGGCGUAUGCGAAAGUUUAACUUUUCUCUACAAACGGAAGAA